Molecule: messenger RNA, 669 nt
Organism: Nematocida major
Lineage: Eukaryota; Fungi; Microsporidia
Exons: 1
Coding region: 1-669 (222 amino acids)
Source: RefSeq, a predicted model, not a curated record
AUGCAGGUAGACCCAGAGAAUACAACGCAAAUGUCAUAUCGAGCAGACAUAGGGAAGCUGAAGAGCACAUCCGGCGCCUUCUACUCCUCUGUGGUGAAGGCUGUGAGCAGCCCAAAAAUGCAAAGUGUGAGAGAGCUGAUAGACAACUUGCAUGGCAAGAUAGGCUCGAUUUCAACAGAGUUUAUAGAAAUACGCGGAUGCAGCAAGAAAAAUGAGAAAGAAGUCAGAGCCCUGAUAAAGGACAGGAUAAAAGAAAGCCUGCACGCAGGCAUUCUGAACGCCUUUAUUGAGUCGCUAAUGGCGGAAAAAGAGAGCUUUUCCGCGGGGCGCGCCGGAAAAAACUGUGCAAAAGAGCUGCAAGUGGGCAAGCGCGCAAAAAAGAACAUGCACAGGAUGGCCAAAAUAUUCCAGGACGAAGCAGUUCUGGUCCUGGAGGAGUUUAUGGAGAUGGAGCGCAUGGCGCAGCCCGUCUCCAGAAAAACUUCGGAGCCCGAGAAGCCAGCAUCCAGCGAGGCUCCUUUGGAGAAGCCCCGGGCGUAUGCCAAGGAGACCAUGUACUACUACAGCCUGGACAAGAAAUUUUUCUUGCUCCGAAAAGCUAUAGUCGGCUCAAGCAUGGUUUUGGUGAUCGUUAUGCUUUACAUGCUCUUUGGCUGCAUGUGCCUCUAG